UAUUUUACUGAUUGUCACUAACAGUCGUAACAUAAUAUUCACUCAGAUCGGUUUAUCCUUACAAUAAAACUAUGAAAAUAGAGUUACUGUUGUUAUGCGGAUUAUUAUUCGCCUUUAUCAAUGUGUUCGAAGUUCGUUGUGAAAAAUUCGAACCAACUUGGGACAGUUUAGACAGUCGACCACUGCCCAGUUGGUACGAUAAGGCUAAAUUCGGCAUUUUCAUUCAUUGGGGUGUGUUUUCGGUACCUAGUAUUUCUUCUGAGUGGCUUUGGUCAGAUUGGAAAUCAGAAAAUGAAACUCAAGAAAUUAGUGACUACAUCGAGAAGAACUUUCCACCAAACUUCACCUAUCAAGAGUUUGCCAAAGAUUUUACUGCCGAAUUCUUCAAUGCCACCCAAUGGGCGAAUCUGUUUGCCAAGUCUGGAGCCAAGUAUGUCGUACUGACAAGUAAGCAUCACGAAGGAUUUACCCUUUGGCCAUCAAAGUACUCAUUCAGUUGGAAUGCUAAAGACAUUGGACCACACAGAGAUAUAAUUGAUGAGCUUGGUACAGCUGUAAGACAAGCAAACUUAACAUUCGGUCUGUACCACUCACUCUACGAAUGGUUUCAUCCAAUCUAUCUAUCGGACAGAGCGAAUAACUUCACCACUCAAGAUUUUGCCAAAGCCAAGGCUUUACCUGAACUGUACGAGUUGGUAGAGCAGUAUAAACCCUCAAUUUUAUGGUCUGAUGGUGAUUGGGAAGCAAACUACACAUACUGGAAUUCCACUGAGUUUUUAGCAUGGUUAUACAACGAAAGUCCAGUAGGUGAUGAAGUAGUAGUCAAUGACAGGUGGGGAGCUGACAUUCCUUGUAACCAUGGUGAUUUUUAUACUUGCACUGACAGAUAUGAUCCAGGAGUACUGCAAGCACAUAAAUGGGAGAACGCUAUGACUAUCGAUAAAAAGUCUUGGGGAUUUAGAAGAAAUGCAGUACUGGAUGAUUAUUUGACUGCCAAUGAAUUAAUAACAACGUUGGCAAGAACUGUCAGCUGUGGAGGUAAUUUACUGGUUAAUGUCGGUCCAACAAAAGAUGGUGUAAUUAAUCCAAUAUACGAAGAAAGACUAACCCAACUAGGCGAUUGGUUAUCUAUCAAUGGAGAAGCUAUUUAUGAAACCAGUCCAUGGACAGCCCAAAAUGACAGUUACAACGGAAACAUAUGGUAUACGUAUGCUAACAACAACGUCUAUGCCCUAGUUUUGGAAUGGCCUAGUGAUGAUACGGUAACAUUACAGUCAUCCAGACAAAUUUUUGAAGCUUCUGCAAAUACAUCGGUGGUAUUAUUAGGAAAUGAAGACACAAAACUAGAAUGGUCCUUAACAACAAGUCAGGUUCAGAUAAAGUUACCUAGUAAAGCAAUUGUGAAGAACCCAACAGCUUGGGUUCUAAAAAUAAUUUCUGGAUAGUAUAGUUAUUGUUGCAAUUGACCAUUCCAUUUUUAGAAUAAACGAUUUUUACGUAGAAUC
This is a messenger RNA of Sitophilus oryzae (rice weevil), 1505 nucleotides long. RefSeq names its product alpha-L-fucosidase-like. Gene Ontology annotation, molecular function: alpha-L-fucosidase activity. Gene Ontology annotation, cellular component: lysosome. Bases 72 to 1445 code for a protein of 457 amino acids. Gene Ontology annotation, biological process: glycoside catabolic process; fucose metabolic process. NCBI's taxonomy places the organism in Eukaryota, Metazoa, Arthropoda, Insecta, Coleoptera, Curculionidae. The record is from RefSeq and is a predicted model, not a curated record. The transcript is spliced from 8 exons.